Molecule: messenger RNA, 2142 nt
Organism: Paramormyrops kingsleyae
Lineage: Eukaryota; Metazoa; Chordata; Actinopteri; Osteoglossiformes; Mormyridae
Source: RefSeq, a predicted model, not a curated record
UCACGCAUGCACGAACAAUUCAUGGCAUGUUUUCGUGAGGCUUUAUUUUCGAUUUCUAAACUUACAGUAGAAAUCUAGGGCGAAUGUAGUGUGUAGUUUACUUUGGGUCAAAUUAUAAUUUUUUAUUUGCUUGAUAAAAUAAUUUACCUAUUGAAACUUAUUUGAGAAUAUUGGUGCCUGUGUACGGUGGCUGUUCGUAUUAAACUCUUGCACAAGGGCGACGCCGGAAUAAUAGUGGAGGUCAGAUACAGUACUGGGCAUGAGAAUAACAAGGCUGGAAGGAGUUAAAUGCUAGGUAUUCUCACGUACCUGGUCAAACUGGAUGAGUAACUCUACAGUUUCAGGCUAUAAAAAGAGAAAGGAGGAGGGGUGGUCAAUAAAGCGACAGAAGCAGUAAGGACUGAGCGGUCGAGGCAGUAAGGACACUUUUCAUUCAAAAAUGUUUGGUGGCUUGCUGUGGAAGCCUUUUUCUGCCGUAACGUGGGGAUCUGGCUCGUUGUUCUGACCUGUACUUGAGCCGUCACCGUCUUCAUUGAGGAUUUAGCAAUGGAUGAUAUCUCACAAUACUUAGUCAAUCACCUGGUGACCUUCUCCCUGCAGGGUGGGGAGGUCCAGAGCGUGGAGGAGGCCCUGUCACGGCUCUCCCACCUGGCCCGCACAGACCGCCUCUGGAGCCAGGAAAUGCUGGUAGAAGUCAGUCGGGACACCGUCAGGCUGAGGGAUGCUCAGAACCAGGAUGAGCUGGAGGCUUACCCCGUCUCCUGCAUCCAUCGCUGUGACGCUAUCCUCACAGAGAAACAGUUUCCAUCCUUGCUGCUCCUUGUGUGUCAGUACGGUCCCCGAAAAAAGCCCGACGUUCAUUUCUUCAACUGUGAGAACGUAGGGGCGGAGCCGAUCCGUGAUGACAUCAUCAGUGCAGUGUCUGAUCACACAUCGAAGACUAACAGGCGUCCUGAGGUUUUGAGGAUGAACCGGGCCCUAUUGGUACAACCUUCUACUGCCACUGGAGCCAUGAAGGAACAGGGCCCCCAGGGGAUUCCCAACCCUCCCCUGCUGCAAGCCCCCAACCUUCCUCCCUCCACGCCUCCCCCACACUCAGGAAUGAAAGUGAACGGAUCCAGUGGUGACCAGGCCAAUCAGGCUUUCAGACAGGCCCAGAGAGAAGUGGAAAUCCUUAACCACUGUUUCAACGACAUUGAGAUCUUCAUGGGCAAGCUGCAGAAAUCGGCCGAGGCCCACAGCAUCCUGAGCCAGAGGAGCAAGAAGAAGAAGAAAAGCAGCAAAAAUGCAGAAGAUGACUUACUCACCCUGAGAGCACGUCCACCUUCUGAAAAUGAAUUCAUUGAUAUCUUUCAGAAAUUCAAGUACUGCUUCAGUCUGUUGGCCCGGCUAAGAACGUCCAUCACAAACCCAAGCUCAGAAGAGCUGCUUCACCAUGUCUUCAAACCCCUGGAUAUGAUCGUGAAGACCACGGGGGGGCCGACGCUGGGAGCGGGGGUAGCCAGCCCAGCCCUGACCGAUACAGCUGUGCAACUGCUGCAGGAGAACCUGACUCCAGAAGAGACACAGCUGUGGACAGCACUGGGACCCAACUGGACACAACCACGCUCUCAGCAGCGAGGCCCAGUUCUGCCCUACACCCCCGUCUUCCUGGAUGGCUGGAAGCCCGACCCAGUCGACCCGCAUGGACAGGUGUGGGAGGAUCCCAUAGAGGCACAACACAAACUGGACUCUCAGAGAAAGCAGCAGGGCAUGGGCCCUCCCUCCUCUCGCCAACAGAGGUCUUCUUUUCGGUCGGAGGAGCUUCCCAAGUUUGCGGCACAUACUGGCGACGAAGUGGAGGGUAGUGAUCUUCCUCCGGAGACAGAGAGACUCUACUGCUGCAGCUAUGACUUUGUGGCUCGGAACAGCAGCGAGCUGUCUGUGCUGCAUGGAGAGACCCUGGAGGUGAUUGAGUCAUCAAAGCGAUGGUGGAAGUGUCGCAAUCGGUUCGAUCAGAUCGGCUUUGUGCCCUUCAACAUCCUGGAGCCGCUGUCCGCUUUGAACGACACGAACAUGCAAAACCUGAACGAUCAGACGAAAUCCAAGGUGAGUGGGUCUCCUUCUGAUAGGUAGCUGGGCCCCACUCACUCCGGCAGGACA